This is a messenger RNA of Rhododendron vialii, 4519 nucleotides long. RefSeq names its product DEAD-box ATP-dependent RNA helicase 42. The coding region runs from base 440 to 4063 and encodes 1207 amino acids. The record is from RefSeq and is a predicted model, not a curated record. Gene Ontology annotation, molecular function: ATP binding; nucleic acid binding; RNA helicase activity. Gene Ontology annotation, cellular component: nucleus. Lineage: Eukaryota; Viridiplantae; Streptophyta; Magnoliopsida; Ericales; Ericaceae. Gene Ontology annotation, biological process: mRNA splicing, via spliceosome. The transcript has 3 exons.
UGGAGGGUGUUGUAACUUUGAAUCGAACAUAGCUCCGGCGACGACGACAACAACACGGACAUACUCGGAAGAAGCAUCUAUAACCCGAGUUCCUUACCUUAACCAAUUUAUUUUUUCUGUUCUUCCUGAGCGAUUUGAAGUGGGUUUUGUCUAGGCUACUACUCUAGUUUUGCACACUGAAUCAUGUUCUUACUUUUUAGAUUACGAAUUUCUGAAGGUUACGUUUUGUCAAACCCUAAUCCGACAUUUGUGUUGUCUUUGUGCAGGGUGUACUCGAAAGAAGCAUUGAACCCGAGUUAAUUUAUUUGUUUUCUCGUUCUUCCUUAGUGAUUUGAAGUGGGUUUCUUCUAGUUUUCUGCUCAGGCUGGCCGCAUCGAAUACAGUGUACAGUUAUUAAGGGUUCAAUUGCUGUUGUUGAGGUCAGCUUGUUGUAGAAUUGAUGGAAGAGUCGAAGCACAAAUCAUCUCGGAAGGAAGAGUCGGAAACAAAGGAGGAGUCAAGGAAGAGUCAUAGAAAGGAGAGGGAAGAUCGUGACAGUAGGGAGAGGAAUGGUGAGAGGCACAGGGACAGGGAUAAGGAUAGGGACAGGGACCGCCAUCGGGACUCAUCCGAUAAGAAGAAAGACAGGGAGAGUAGGCGGUCUGAGCGGGAGAAGAGUGCGGAUGAUGAAAGGGAGAAACACAAGGAUAGGCAUAGAGAGAGAGACAAGGACAAGGAGAGGGAGAGGGACAAGGGUAAAACGAAGAGCCGGGAUGAUGAAAGAUCCAGGGAUAAAGAUAGAUUGAAAGAGAAAGACCAGGAUAGGGAAGACCGAAUAGAGGCUGAGAGAGAGAGAGAGAAAGAUAAAGAAAGGGAGGAUAGAGAGAGGGAGAAGGAGAGGGAGAGGGAGAGGGAGAGGGAGAGGGAGAGGGAGAGGGAGAAGGAGAAGGAGAAGAGGGAUAGGGAUAGGGAACGGGAGAGGGCUAGAGAGAGGGAGAGAGAGAAAGAGAGGGAAAGGGAGAAAGAAAGGGAGAGGGAGAAGGAAAGAGAGAGGCAGAAGGAGAGGGAAAGGGAAAGGGAGAAGAGAGACCGCGAGAGGGAAAGGGAGGAGAGAGAAAGAGAUAAGAGGGAGCGUGAGAGGGAGGAGAAGGAGAGGAUUCGGGAAAGGGAGAAGCGUCGACAUGUUAGCAGUGAUGAUGAUGAGGAUGUAAAAGAGCGUGAUAGAAAGAGGCGGAGGAGAGAGGAUGAUAGCAGGGACAGGGAGCGUGAACGGAGCAGCCGGUCAAGGAGGCAUAGGGAUGGCAGCGACGAUAGUGGUACCAGGAAAAGGAGUGAAGAAGACUUGUCCGACAAGAAAGAGGUGAGAACCCGAGAGGAGGAUCUGGAAGAGGAACAGCGGAAGUUAGAUGAGGAGAUGGAAAAGCGGAGGAGGAGAGUUCAGGAAUGGCAAGAACUGAAAAGAAAGAAAGAGGAAUCCGAGAGAGAGAAGCUUGGGGUGACGGAGAAUGUCGAUGAACCCAAGUUUGGGAAGACGUGGACUUUAGAAGGAGAAUCCGAUGACGAAGAAGCAGCAGCUGUUGAGGAGGAUUCUGAAAUGGAUAUGAACUUGGAUGGAGAUGCCAAGCCUGCAGAUGAAGUUGCAGAUGGCAUGGUAAUUGAUUCUGAAAAUGGAAAUGGAGCCGCCGAACCUGAAACGCAAAAUCGGGGUGAUGGUGACAUGGAGGAUGAGGAAAUUGAUCCGUUGGAUGCUUUCAUGAAUUCUAUGGUGUUGCCGGAAGUUGAGAAGUUGGAUAAUGCUACUGUUCCUUCUGCCCCUGAGAAUACGAAUACUGACUUGAAGAAAGAUAAAAGUAAAGGAGAACAGCGAAGAAAUGGAAAUAAACCAAUGGGUAGAAUUAUCCCGGGUGAAGAUUCCGAUUCAGAUUAUGGGGACAGUGCUGAUGACGACAAUCCUAGUGAAGAUGAGGAUGACGAUGAAUUCAUGAAAAGGGUGAAAAAGACAAAAGUAGAGAAACUAGCAAUAGUUGAUCAUUCAAAGAUCGAGUAUCCUCCCUUCAGGAAGAAUUUUUACAUCGAAGUGAAGGAAAUCUCAAGGAUGACUUCUGAAGAGGUUGCUGCAUACAGGAAACAACUGGAAUUGAAACUACACGGAAAAGACGUGCCCAAGCCAAUUAAAACCUGGUACCAGAUUGGAUUAUCAACCAAAAUCCUCGACACCAUAAAGAAGCUUAAUUAUGAAAAGCCCAUGCCAAUCCAGUCACAAGCACUUCCUGUAAUUAUGAGUGGUCGCGACUGCAUUGGUAUUGCAAAGACUGGUUCUGGUAAAACACUAGCAUUUGUGCUACCAAUGUUGAGGCAUAUAAAGGACCAGCCACCUGUGGUGUCCGGAGACGGGCCCAUUGGUUUGAUAAUGGCACCCACAAGGGAGCUUGUGCAGCAGAUCCAUAGUGAUAUCAAGAAGUUUUCCAAGGUAAUGGGCCUCACCUGUGUACCAGUGUAUGGAGGUUCUGGGGUUGCUCAACAAAUUAGCGAAUUGAAAAGAGGAGCUGAGAUUGUGGUUUGUACUCCUGGUAGGAUGAUUGAUAUACUAUGUACUAGUGGUGGUAAAAUUACAAACCUGCGUAGAGUAACUUAUUUGGUUAUGGACGAAGCUGAUCGGAUGUUUGAUAUGGGUUUUGAACCUCAGAUUACUAGAAUUGUACAAAACACUCGACCAGAUCGUCAAACUGUACUCUUCUCUGCUACUUUCCCCCGUCAGGUUGAAAUGUUGGCGCGAAAAGUUCUGAACAAACCCGUGGAAAUGCAAGUUGGUGGUAGGAGUGUGGUGAACAAGGAUAUUACCCAGUUAGUUGAGGUGAGACCAGAAAGCGACCGGUUCUUUAGACUGCUGGAACUACUUGGUGAAUGGUGUGAGAAAGGAAAGAUUCUGAUAUUUGUACACACGCAAGACAAAUGUGACUCCCUAUUCAGGGAUUUGCUUAAGCAUGGUUACCCUUGCCUCUCCCUUCAUGGUGCCAAAGAUCAGACUGAUCGUGAAUCCACCAUUUCAGAUUUCAAAACUAACGUUUGCAAUUUGUUGGUUGCGACAAGUAUUGCCGCCAGGGGUUUAGAUGUAAAAGAGCUUGAAUUGGUAAUCAACUUUGAUGCUCCAAACCAUUACGAAGAUUAUGUUCACCGCGUUGGUCGGACAGGUCGAGCAGGCAGAAAAGGCUGUGCUAUCACGUUUAUUUCUGAGGAAGACGAGCGAUAUGCCCCAGAUCUUGUAAAAGCGUUGGAAUUAUCUGAGCAAGUUGUUCCUGAUGACUUGAAAGCUCUUGCGGAUGGUUUCAUGGCGAAGGUGAAUCAAGGGCUUGAGCAAGCCCAUGGGACUGGUUAUGGUGGGAGUGGGUUUAAAUUUAAUGAAGAGGAGGAUGAAGUGAGGAGAGCGGCAAAGAAAGCACAAGCGAAAGAGUAUGGAUUUGAAGAAGACAAGUCAGAUUCGGAUGAUGAAGAUGGCGGGGUCCGCAAGGCAGGUGGCGAUUUAUCUCAACAAGCUGUACUUGCUCAGGCCCUAGCUGCUGCUGCUGCAUCUAAAGUAGGCAUGGCUAGCAUGUCUGCACCUCUCUCAGCUCCUCAGUUGCUUCAAAAUGGUGGAUUACCUCUUUCUCUGCCAAGUGUCCUUGGUCCAGCAGUUGGGCCAAUCAACCCUGGUGAUGGUGCAGCUAGGGCAGCAGCAUUGGCGGCUGCCAUGAACCUGCAGCAUAACUUGGCAAAGAUUCAAGCGGAUGCUUUGCCUGAACAUUAUGAAGCGGAAUUGGAGAUAAAUGAAUUUCCCCAAAAUGCCCGCUGGAAGGUGACCCACAAAGAAACUUUGGGUCCAAUUUCUGAAUGGACUGGAGCAGCAAUUACAACUAGGGGACAGUUUUUCCCUCCUGGCAAGGUUCCAGGACCUGGGGAUCGCAAGCUCUAUUUGUUCAUAGAGGGCCCUACCGAACAAUCUGUCAAAAGGGCAAAAUCGGAACUGAAACGUGUGUUGGAGGACAUCACCACCCAAGCAGUUUCACUUCCAGGUUCAGCACAGCCAGGCAGGUAUUCGGUAUUGUGAAACCGGGCUUGGAUUCUCUGGAUGCUGGAUUAUGUUAUCAUGCCAUGUUAUACUCAGGCCCGCAAAAGGAAUAAACAUCAACAGUGAAAUUAUCUUUGCCUAUGUGUUUGGUAAAUCUUCUUCCAAGAACUAAGGACACUAUUUCCUGUGCAGAGAGUUCAGCUUUCUAGUAUUGCUAUCGUUGGAUGUGAUCCAAACUUUCCUUUUUUGGAUCUUUAGGUUUGCAGCUGGAGAAGCAUUGAAAUGUUGGCAUAUGAUUUUGGUAAAUCUUGUUUCAAGAACUAAGGACAAUAUUUCCAGCCCAGGCUGUUACAGUUUUGUAAUGUUCAUGUCAUUGGAUGUGUGUUGCAGAGGUUUAACUUUAUUUAAAGUAUUUGUAUUUGUACAUUGAUUAUAGCCACUUAUUUCCUACUUUGAAAGUUUAGAUAUAAAAGUAUUGCAUCUUUCCCUUUUUAA